Molecule: messenger RNA, 6678 nt
Organism: Octopus bimaculoides (California two-spot octopus)
Lineage: Eukaryota; Metazoa; Mollusca; Cephalopoda; Octopoda; Octopodidae
Product: synaptotagmin-17
Biological process (GO): calcium-ion regulated exocytosis
Cellular component (GO): plasma membrane; exocytic vesicle
Molecular function (GO): calcium-dependent phospholipid binding; SNARE binding; clathrin binding
Source: RefSeq, a predicted model, not a curated record
UUUCAGGGUCUUUUUACCCCAGUUUAUCAUCUCUCUGGGUAGAAAAUUGCACAGCAGAUGCCCAGGCUGGGAACCUAUACAGAACUUCACCCUUAAUUGCUGACCCAAACUUUCAGGGUAAAAAGCUAACCCAUAUUGCCAAUUACAGACAGAGCACCACCGUUCUCAACUUGUUCUGCGAUCGGGAACGUGGUGUCUUGGAGAUGUUGGAACUGACAAGUGAUCAAUGAACCAGAACAAAAUCCAGCUGGUCAGUCAGCCAUAGAAAAUGCCAUCAGAAGGAAGACUAAGAGUCUGCCUCAGUGAUUACUCAACUGGAUCGAAGUUCAGCUGAACCCUCAGCCGUGGCAAAAGUCAGCAAGAAUAUUGUUCAAGAAAUAAUCACCUGCAGUCAGAACACUGAAGCCCUGAGAGUCAUUCCCAGUGGUCAGUUUGCCAAAUAGGAAAGCGAAAGAAGAUACCCAUUGCAACAUACAAUAGCAACGGUGAUCAGUGAUCCUGGAGAGAACAAGUGAUAGUAACAUUUGAUAGGGUUUCAACCUCCACGCUACUGCACUGGCACUGUGAGUCUUGAGGCGUUACACCAAUUGUUACAUCUGUUAUAUACGUAACUUGUUCUUCUUGUUAGUGUUGUCGUUCAAAUCGAGCAGACCAAAAUAUAACUGGUGUUUUAUAGACGUGUCGGUAUAUGUACUGUAAUGAUACAUUAAUAUUUUGUUCAAAAGUUUGACUCGUGGAGACUGUGGGUAUUGCUGUAGUCCUGUCGCUACACACACACACACACACACACACACACACACACACACACACACACACGCACACACACACACACACACACUCACUCACUCACGCAUGCAUACAUGCAUCUACACAUGUGCUGCAUUUCUUUCAAGUCUCUCUCGCUCUCUCUCUCAUUCUGUUAAAUACCUUGCCUCAGCGAUUUCUCUGUCUCUUUUUUCUCUUUCUCUCUAGUUAAAUAGGGUAGAUAAAUAGAUAAAUAUAGCUUAUCCUAUUUCCUUAAAUAGUUCCCUUCCAACUCUUUCUCUUUCCUUCCCGUUCUCUUACGCAUUCUCACUCUAUUACCAACAUUUACACAAAUGUCCUCACGCAUAGCUUUGUGUCCUUCUUGUGAAAAGCUUCUUCCAAGUUCCACUCAUAUUAUCCCACUUCAACAUUUCCAGUAAACUUGGUAACAUACCCAUACACCUUCAUUUGCAUCCAUACAAAUCUACACAUUCAAGCAUGGGAACAGACAAUAUAAAGGCAUGCACAAUACAUGCACAUUACUCCUCAAGUCACGAGGUAAUUUUCAGUCAGCCAUAACAAAAAUCAUCAAAAGGGAGGUCUAAAAGUUCACUGUGAUUACUGAACUGGAUCAAAAUUCCGCUGAUUCUUCAAACGAGGCAAAAAUCACUCGGUAUUUGAAAUCUUAAUUUGUCUAUGGACCUGGUAAAAAUAACCACUACAGGAGAGUACAAUAGUAUGUUGGUCUGUAUGUGCGACCUGGACAUAUGUUACGGAUUUCAAAUACCAAACCUCUUCAUUCCAGCUUACAGUAUUUCCAAGAACUUUGUCUCCAAAUCUUCUUCGACCCAACCAUCUGAGUGGUCAUCUAUGAUGAAUGCGUAUUACUGCAAAUUGCUCAUGUCUCUCACAAUCAAGUGAUUUUAAAAGUACCAGCGAUAGUCCAGCGAGAACACGACUUUCUACUAGUAUACCACUGACGAAGCCAGUCUGCUGCCAGUAUAAACAAUAGUCUAUUGUGAAUACACUUUAGAAACAGUAUAGUCCAGUAAACAUAAUCCAUUUACUGCCAUACCAACAGCAGAAUUGAAAACAUCUCUCUACCACUUUAACAAAGUUAGUCAACGGUAUAAACAUCAUUUUACCAGUGUACUAAUAGUAGUCCAAUGGUAGUCCACAUUUUACUAUAUACCAAGAGUAGUCCACAGCGAACAGAACGUAGUACUAAUAUACCUCAGUGAACAUAACCCUGUUACUGGUACACCAAUGGUAGAAGACAGUAAAAGCAAAAACAUCUUUCUACCGGUAUGUCAACGGAAGUCCUCUGUAAAUAACCAUAUAAUGAAAUAAAUAACCAAAUAACCAUACAGUUAUUUGAAAUGGUUCAUGGUCUCCCAGAGAAUACACUAACCAUAUAAAUUUUAUUUUUCAACAAUCCAUAUACAGCUAUACAUGGUUCAUGGUAUUCUAGAAAAAUUACCAACCAUAAAUCAGUUACUUAUGCACAUGAUCGUAUAGCUCUAUAAUGCUCAUCCACCGUCCAUACAGAGCUUAUUACCCAUAUAAAUUUGCCUAUGGUUCAUUUUUCUCCUGAGAAAACACCAGCCAUAUAAAUGACCACGGUCCAUAUAUAGUUUACUGACUUAAUAUAUCCACAUACGGUUCAGGAUCUUUUUGAGAAUACACCAACCAUACAAGCCGAUUACUCAGAAUCUGUAUAAUGCUUAUUGGCUGCAUAAAUCCACCAACAGUUUAUGGUCUUCUGGAGAAUACAUCAACCAUAUAAUAAUUAUCCAUCCACAACCCAUGUACAACUUAUUGACUGUUAUAUUCCAACAAAAGCCUGUCAAAGUACAUCAACAGAUUUUCCCAGUCGUACAGAUUCCAUUGAUGGUUAAACUGUGGUACCCCACCUUACAAGCUUAACGUUUCAGUUUUCUUUCUGUGCCAAAGAAACCUCUCAACCAUGACCGAUUCAAAAUUCAACAAGCCACAGAAGCUUCUCCAGAAGUUAUGGGAGUUUUUAUGCUGCCAACAAGGUGUGAAGAGCUGCUGCGACUGUCACUGGUUUCAGGAGAAAAAAAUCUCGAAAAGUGACAUCCAGCAUUCAGUGCAUAAUCCCCGUCUUGACUCGACGAGCAGUCACAGCGAGAGCAUCUCGUCACGGGAUCGCGUCGACUCGAUCGACAGCCGUGCCCGUACAGACUCUACGUCGUCUACAGGAACGCUGAUGAAUGAUUAUCGACGCGCCGGUAAGACACCCAUCAUCGAUAUGAAACCGAUAGAAUUCUGGGCAGCAAAUCGCGAGAGCAUUCAACCACGUCCAAAACGGCGUCAUCCGAGUGAAGCGGAAAUCAGUGUCGAAAAUUUCCAGCGAGAACUGUACGAGGUAAACAAGAGCGAGGGGUUAACCGAUGAACAAAAACUAGUCAGGUAUCAACUCGGUCAGAUCCACUUCGGACUUCAAUAUGAUGUGUCAGAAAAGGUCCUUAUGGUUAAAAUUAUCGAGGCUAAAGACUUACCGGCACCGUACUGCCUGGAUAAGGAACGUCAAGAUAUGGCCCGGUCGAACCCUUACUGCAAGAUCUCCUUGCUUCCAGACCAAAAGAACUCGCAGCAGUCAACAGUACAGCGCAAGACACAGGACCCAACUUGGAACGAAUAUUUCAUGUUUGAGAUUCCUUAUAAAGAAGCUCAGAUGAGAAUUCUUGAGAUUUUAGUCAAAGACUUUGAUAAAUAUUCCAGACAUUGUGUUAUUGGCCAAUUCCAUUUGGCACUCAACUCAGUCAAGCUAAUCAAGGGUGGUCACAUGUGGAAACCAUUGUCACCAAGUUCAAAGGAGAGACAUGACCUUGGUGAGAUCCUUCUCUCACUCAAUUAUUUGCCAAGUGCUGGGAGACUAAAUGUGGACAUCAUUAAAGCUAAACAGCUGCUACAGACAGACCUGGUUGGAGGUUCAGAUCCAUUUGUGAAGGUAACUCUGACCAUCAAUGACAAGAUCAUAAAAUGUAAGAAAACUACCUGCAAAAAAAAUACAAUUGACCCAGUUUUCAAUGAGUCGAUCAACUUCAACGUAUCGCCCCGUCAACUGGCGAAUGCAAGCCUAGUUGUGUCCGUGUGGGAUUAUAACUCGAAGAGCAAGGACGAUUUCGUUGGACGUAUCGUUCUCGGUAAGAUGGCUACAGGUCCGCAUGAAAUUACGCACUGGUCUCGUAUGGUACAGUCACAGCGUUCGGCCAUCGCUCAGUGGCAUUCGCUGCGCACGCGCCAAGAAUGUGAUGCCGUCUCAGCUGCAUCGAUUGCUGUUCCUUGAGACUUAGGAGACAUUGAAACUGUUUGCAAUUGCACGUCCAGAAAUCAUACUGAUUUAUAUAUACACAAAUAGACUAAAACACACACACGCAUAUAUACAUACACUCUCUCUUUUCCUCUCUCCUUCACCUUCUCUCUCUCUCUCUGCUUAAGCUAUCUUAGUAACAUAUGUCACCAAAGACAUGACCAACAAACAACUACUAAAACUAUCACCUAAACCUCAAAAAAGCAGUAACACGAUCAUUAAAACUAUCAAUUAUACAAGACCAUUAACGUAACCUCUAAAACUAUGACCAAUACGAUAACAGAACUACUACACCAACUCAACCGCCAGACUAAGACCUAUAGAGCACUGAAGCAUCACCAUUAACACAAUCAUUAAGACUACAACUUCACCACUAAAACUACCGCUUACACAAUGACUGAGCUACUAUACAGUAACCCAACUACUAAUACUGUCACCUACGUAAUAACGUUGCAACACCACUAGUACAGUUAAUCCAACCUAUACAACAGAACAAAUACAGCACUAACUGCAACACCACUUCCCUCCACACCCACAACACCAAUACCUCUACUUCUACCAUCAUCACUACUACUACUACUACUGAUGCUGCUGCUGCUGCUGCUGCUACUACUACUACUACUACUACUACUACUACUACAAUAGCAGCAAAUACAACAUGUAUAAUCAACACCAUAGUAGUAUGAGCAACUUCAAACAUGUGUGUCAAUAUAUAUUUCAAUGUUUGUGAGACCCUCUUGCUCUCCUCCUCCCCCCUCUAGUUAGCCCUCACCUAUCUAGUCUCCCUACAUUCAUAUGUUGAGUUGGCUCCUCCUUGCUGUAGUUAUCCAAACUCUCCUUUUAAUAUAUUCAGAAUGAAUCUUGUAUCCUGUAUUUCUCCGUAUAUAUUCCUUGUGACUUUCUCAAUAUGUUGGUCACACAAAAGCUGAAACGUGGACGGGUAUUUUACCUGCUAAAGAUAACAAGCCACCCCGCAAAUACCCUGCAGUCUUAAAAAUCUCAAAAAGCAAACAGAUAUAAACUAUAAUCAGGCUUUUCCCUAACCAUGUAAAUCAACCUUAAGCGAUUGCUUCUUAAUUUCUUGCAAUUAUAAGGUGGCAAGCUGGCAAAAUCGUUAGCACGCCAGGCAAAAUGCUUAGUGGCAUUUCGUCUGUCUGCACAUUCUGGGUUCAAAUUGUUUUUCAUCUUUUUGAGGGCUCAAUAAAUUAAGUACCAAUUGACCAUUGAGGUCAAUGUAAUCGGCUAGCACCCCCCCACCACCAAAUUCCUGGCCUUGUGUCAAAAUUUGAAACCAGUUUCAUGCAAUUAUCUCCCCUUUUACUUUGAGAGUCACUAACUAUUGCUGUCAGAAUAUUCUUUUCUGUGCCCAACUAAGAGGGAAAUUUUCCAAUAAUUAAGAGCUUUGGGUAUUUGACAUACAGUAUUAAUACAUCACUCCUAAAGUUAUUAGUCUUAGAUACAUUAUAUCUAAAUAAAAUAGGAUGGUCACAGAUGAAAACCUUUGAUCAGGACUGACAUGGGACUAAUUAACUACGGUUUCCUCUCUGGAUAUUAUUUCUGCCUCCUCUCUGUUAAUUGCAUUGCUUGUUCAUUGCUUCUGCCUCCAGCUCUUUUAAUUCAUUAGUGGCAAUACUACUUGAUACUAACACCAGAUCAUUCUAACUGUUUCACAUCUCAUAGAAUUAACACAAUUCCUUCACUCACCACACUUAAUUCAAAAUGGUGGUUAUGUUGCUAUUUAUCCAUUUCUACUCCCAGUUUAUUCAACUUUGGUCACAAGUUAGCGAGAGAGAGCUUCUUUAUUGUCAUUUGACUUGUUCAAUAUAAUCAUCCUAAAUUUCCUUUCACAAACUCCCUUCCAUAAGAUUUAAGCUCUAAAUAUCAAAACAACAUACGGUGAGGAUAUAAGAAUGAAAGAAAAAAAUGCCAAAAAAAAAAAAAAAGAAACCAAUGGAAUCAAACAAGACUGCAAAUCAGUUUCAAACAUGGAUGGAAAAUUGUUCACAUUACUUACACUGCUAAUAUUCUUGUGAAAUGCAUGAAUGUCUUAACUUCAUAUUUACUGGCUACUCAAAAAUAUAAAGCUUUUGUUCUAGUAAAAAGAAAUUAAUACUCUCACAGCAUAUGAUGAGUGACGUAGAGAAGAAGAUAAAAUGCACAUUUAGUGACCGUAAAAAUGCAGGUUCUAUCGGUGGUUGAGAAAUAUUUUACGCUGUUUCAUAAAUCUUUUACAUUUUGGGAAAAAGCACAAUUCCUUACAAUGUCCCACAUUUUGUCGCCUCAACCAAGAAAGAAAUCAAUUUUACAACAACAACUUUUACACUUAUAAAGCAGGAUGACAUAAAGAAUAAAGAAAAAAACUAUGAGCAAACUAAAGAGAAAGAAUCUUUGAUUGUUGGCUCUUAGAUUGCUCUUGGAUUACUUGUUUAACCACCUCCAUGGACAUGUGUCAUGUAUUCAAGCAGAAAUAAGUGAAGAUACCUAACAUGAAUAACAACAUCAACAAAAAUACGAGGCCAGUCAGGUUACAAAAUAUUUUCUCAUUCUGAGAGGUUAUUCUACUACAACCUGUUUUAUUAAUAAACAUGUUCAUAAGA